Molecule: messenger RNA, 3444 nt
Organism: Thunnus maccoyii (southern bluefin tuna)
Lineage: Eukaryota; Metazoa; Chordata; Actinopteri; Scombriformes; Scombridae
Gene: relt
Product: RELT TNF receptor
Exons: 11
Coding region: 325-1617 (430 amino acids)
Biological process (GO): apoptotic process
Molecular function (GO): protein binding
Source: RefSeq, a predicted model, not a curated record
UUGAGUUGAAUUUUAACUCAAACUCAUACUUCUAUAUAGAAUUUCUGAUUUUUAAUCUUAAUUUUCUAGUUGUUAAGUCCCGGUCCUACAGUUGAGCUGAGUUGAACUAGUUGAACUACUUCUCCAAGUAGCGUCAAAAACAACUUUUAUCAAGUGUUUGUGUUGUUCUGAAACACUUGUAAGAAAGUUAGAACAUAUUAGAGUUUGGUCCCGACUCAGCAUUUGUCGCAGUACACGCAGCAUCCUCGCUGAGUUGCCACGGCAACUGCGUCAGUCAGCUACAAAUCUGGGAUCAUAUGUACAUAGAAGAAUACAUUGAAGAAGAUGAGGAACCACCUUUGCUGCUCAGCUCUCGUCCUUCUCACGGUGUUUGGCUGUGGUGGGACUGCAGCAGUGCAGUGUCGGUGGGGAAAAGGGUGUGUGUGUCUGCAAUGCCCUGCUGGCCAGGAGCCCUCCAAGUCCUGUGGGCAGAUCCAAAGUCCAGCAGAGGAAGUGCAAUGCCGGUCGUGUCCGACAGGAACCUUUUCCGAUUCAUUCAACUCUGAACUUUGCCGCCCGCACGCCUCCUGCAAGAUCCUCAGCAGAAAUGUAGCAACCCCUGGCACUGUGACCUCUGACGCUGUCUGUGGAGACUGUCUGCCUGGGUUUCACUUCACUGCCACAGGAGAUAUUUCUACCCAAAAUCCCUGUGUGAAAACAUCUUCGCACGUCAGAACAGUCCGCACGGUGGGUAAAGGUCCAUCUAGCGGUGCAGGAGGACCAGUCAACGGCACAGUCGUGCGCAGCGCUGAGGAGAAGACGGCAGAGUACGCUGUAUUUGCUUUGGUGCCCAUCUUCUGCGUGAUGGGCCUGCUGGGUAUCCUCAUCUGCAACAUCCUGAAGAAGAAGGGAUACCGCUGCAGUGCUGACAAGGAGGGAGGAGAUGAAGAGACCGCCACACCACAGAAAGAAGGUAACGGUUGUCCCUACAUAUCUGACGACCUGAAUGAAGACACCAUCAGUGUUCUGGUCCGCCUCAUUACAGAGAAGAAAGAAAAUGCUGCUGCACUAGAGGAACUGCUGCUGGAGUACGAGAGCAAACAGAUGGCCCUGAGCAAAGGCUCGUCAAUCAAGUUCCCGAUACUGUCUCCUCUGUCCACGUUCCGCUCCCUCCCUAGGCUCUGUCCCCAUCAGUCCCACCUACACACCAUCUCCGGCCUCUCUGGCUUGGCCCCCAAACAUGGCUACCGGUGCUCCCGCUGCGCCCAGAGAAAAUGGCCCCCUGUCCUCAUACCACCUCUGGAUUCCUUAAAAGAUCCCCUGAAGCCCCCGCAGAGCCUCAUCCUGCCCUCCCUGGACCAGCAGAAGAGCCCCCUGCUGGAAGCAAUGUUUGUCGACAUGCACCGUACGCAAGCUGUUGUGCCAAAUACUGUACAGGAAAAAGUGGAGGGGAGCGAAGUGAAGGAGAAGAAGGAGGGAGAGCUGACAGUGCUUUCUGUGGGGAGAUUUCAAGUCGCUCAGAUCCCCGAGCAGAAGCCCAUCACUGUGGAAACCAAGACAUCAUCCCAGGAGCAGCGUAAUUCCCUCUUUGGUGGAAAGCCCUUCUCUUCCUCUUCAUCAUCAGGCAUCAGGAGGUGAAGAGACAGAGAGAUGCUCUACGAUAACACUACCUCGCUGAAGAUGACCUCAUCAUCCACUGACGACUUGACAGCCGGCAUGGAGGGUGUUUAUAGACAACCGACACCAAGAAAUUACAAGAACCACCUCCUGCUGGAAGAAGUUGUUUCCAGUUAUGCGAUAAGAGGAAGAUAACUGUAUUUAUCAUUACAUUAAUAAUUAUUGUACUUUGCAGAGGGAGCCACUAAAUUAACAGCUGGUACAGAUUGGCUCCACUGUCCCAAUCCAAAGACAAACUGUUCUAAAAAGCCUGUUGGAUACACACUCGGAAAGUAUGGAGAAGUUUCUAGUAUAACUUUGGAUUAAUUAUCAAUAUCCGACACUAGAGGGAAGGAUGAGAGGGAUAAAACAAAGGAAAGAAGUUUGGAUGAUACACAAAUGCACUCUCAGCCCCUGUAUUUGUGAUUCCUACAAAAAUAGACACGGGGUACGACACACAUCUGCAUGCACUCACUCAUGAUAUAAAAAAUACAUGCUUAGUCUUCCCUGCAUGCAGUGAAGAGGACAAAUAAAACUGAGGGAAAAAAACUGUGGAAUACAUUACUGAGAAAGAACACAACUCAAACAGAAGUGAGACUCAUACUUAUAAGUGUGUACUUUUAAAAAAAAGGGGAAUACAUUCUUCUAAGCGAGGUAGUCUGCAACACAGUGCCACAUGAUCCAUAGUAUGACUGUCACGUGACACUGGGUUAAAGACUACAGUAGCACUACAAUAAGUAUUACUUAUUAAGGAAAAAUGUUCAAUAUAAUUUUGAUGUUUCAAAUCUAUUUUUUUAGAAGUUUAGUGAUUUUGAUGAUUUCUGUUGCUUCUGCUCACGUAAGUGAGUUGAGGUUUUAGACCUUUAAAAAUGUUGAAUGUAGUCUUAAUAAAGGUAGCUCACUGAGUUCACUUGAACUUAUUUUGACAGUUUGAGAAAUAUGAACUCAGUAAUGUACGCCUGCCCACAGUCAGCAUUAAUUACAUUUGUAACUUUUAAGCUCUAGAUCCAAGUAGGUGAUCUGGGACCAAAAUUCGUUCUUAGAGGGGGCUCCAUAUCACAGCAUUUUUUUAAUGACACUGCAUCCCAAUGGCAGUUAUAUGGGUCCUGGGGUGAGAAAGUAGAUAGGUAGAUUUCACUUUUGUAGAAAAAAAACCUGUAAAUAAAUGUACAUAUGUAAAUAUGGGUGGGUAUAGAGAAACAGAUACCUGGCUUUUAUAAUUUGAGCGCACUGGAUGUAUGAGGUGAUAUAUUAGAUCUCCACUAAAGGUAAAGACAAUUGCACUGCAGCACUGUGUGACAUCUCUAAUCCAUCAAUCAAUUUUCACAUUCAAAUCAUAAACUUAAAAAACCUGAAGUUCCACAGACACACACACACACACACUCUGUUUUCACAGUUUAAUUAAAUAAACCAUCCAGUGGCUGCAGAGGAUUAGUGGUCGAGAUGCCUCAAAGUCAUGCAGCUCACUUGGCUUUAGUUUACAUCCUCAUGGGUUUUAAAGAGUGUACUAUAAUCAUAGAGGUUUUUAGCUAGUCAUUUUCAUAUUUCUUAUUAUGUUAGUUACAAGGAAUAUGACAACAUGUCUAGAGGAUGGGAUAUUUAUUGGUUGAAGCAGUUAUAUGUUUUCUUUUGAUCUGUUUUUAUUGCUAUGAUUAGGAUUAUUAUUGUUUUCAAGCUGAGGUGUUGCUGGUAGAAAAGAAGGACAAAGAAAGAACAUUCAUCUCAUCAACUUUGUAGAUUGCAUUUAUAAUAUUACAUUUUUCUGUAUGAUGUUUUUACUCUUGAAAUAAAGAAGAGUUGUAUUUUAAA